GCGCUGCUAUCUCCAGCCUUCAACCACCGUACUGGCUCCUAUACGGCCCGUCAACAUGUCGUACGAAGGCAACGAGAAGAGUCCGUCAGGAAGCGCGUCAGACGAGAAGCAACGCUUUGAGGCUAUCGAAAAACUUGCUGUUCCUCAGUAUCAGGCCGAUGUUGACACGGACCACAUCGACGAGAAGAAACUCCUCCGCAAGCUGGAUUGGGCUUUGAUCCCCUGGCUAUCGUUCUUGUAUUUACUCAGUUUCCUGGACAGGACGAGCAUUGGCAAUGCAAAGCUUUAUCAUAUGGAAGAAGACCUCGGACUGACGGACACGCAGUACUUGAUUUGUCUUUCGAUCUUCUUUAUCUCUUAUGCUAUAUUUGAGGUUCCGUCAAACGUCUUUCUCAAGCGUUUGCGUCCUUCGAUAUGGCUUUCGUUGUUGAUGUUCUUUUGGGGCGUUAUGAUGACUGUUCAAGGGCUUGUUCAUGACUAUGGCGGCUUAUUAGCCAUGCGUUGGAUGUUGGGAGUGUUCGAGGCUGGCUUGUUUCCUGGCGUAAAUUACUACCUGUCCUGUUGGUACAGACGUACUGAGUUCGGAAUCCGUGCCGCUGUUUUCUUCUCGGCUGCUACGGUUUCGGGCGCAUUUGGUGGACUGUUAGCAGCUGCGAUUUCCAACAUGGAAGGAAUUGGCGGCAAACCGGCCUGGGCAUGGAUAUUCAUUCUGGAAGGUCUCGCAACCGUAAUCGCAGGAGCAGCAUCGUUCUUCAUCAUCCAAGACUUUCCUGACACCGCUCGCUUCCUUACUGAGCCCGAACGUGUCUUUGUCAUUCGACGGUUACAGGCAGAUGACCAGUUCUCGGCCGCUGGCGAAAAGCUCAAGUGGAAGUAUAUCUUCCAGAGUUUCUUGGAUUGGAAGACUUGGAUUGGCAUGCUUGUGUAUAUGGGUGCAGAUGGCCCACUCUAUGGAUUUUCUCUGUUCCUGCCGAGCAUUAUAAACCAACUCGGUUUUACUGCGACUCCUGCUAAUUUACUUACCGUCCCGGUCUACGUACUCGCGUGUAUCGUCACCUGUUGUGUCGGGUUUUUGGCUGAUAGGUUCGGAAGAAGGGGAUAUUUCACGCUAUGCUUCUUCGUAGUUGCUGCUGCAGGAUAUAUUAUUCUGAUAUUUUCGAGAUCUGCUGCUUUGUCGUAUUUCGCGGUCUAUCUUGCUGCAUGUGGAAUCUACCCGUUAAUACCUAAUAUAAUCGCGUGGGUAUCCAAUAACGUUGAGGGCUCGUACAAACGGAGUGUUACGCUAGGGAUGGUUAUCAGUUUUGGAAAUAUUAAUGGAGCGGCUACUUCAAACGUGUACCGAGCACGCGACAAGCCAUGGUACACACUCGGUCACGGCAUAGUCCUAUUAUACAUCGGGAUCGGCUUCUGCGCAGCUACGGUUAUGUUCAUCCUGCUUCGUAGAGAGAACUUGAAGCGGCUACGUGGAGAACGGGAUGAGGUUAUCGUUGGAGUGAAUGAAGGGAGGCCUGGCGUAAGUGAAAAGAAUGGAAGAUAUGAGAAUGUGGAGGAUGCGAAGAGGGAUAAGGGAGAUGGGUGGAGUGGGUAUCUGUACACGCUGUAG
Molecule: messenger RNA, 1603 nt
Organism: Fomitiporia mediterranea MF3/22
Lineage: Eukaryota; Fungi; Basidiomycota; Agaricomycetes; Hymenochaetales; Hymenochaetaceae
Product: MFS general substrate transporter
Exons: 18
Coding region: 56-1603 (515 amino acids)
Biological process (GO): transmembrane transport
Cellular component (GO): membrane
Molecular function (GO): transmembrane transporter activity
Source: RefSeq, a predicted model, not a curated record